Messenger RNA from Saccostrea cuccullata (small rock oyster), 2055 nucleotides. RefSeq names its product serine/arginine repetitive matrix protein 2-like. The coding region runs from base 1 to 1026 and encodes 341 amino acids. Lineage: Eukaryota; Metazoa; Mollusca; Bivalvia; Ostreida; Ostreidae. The record is from RefSeq and is a predicted model, not a curated record. The transcript is spliced from 9 exons.
AUGGGUGUAUAUUCUACCACUGGUGGUUUGUUUCCAUCAUUUUUUGAAUGCUUCUCCCAAAUUUUGUCGAGUAAGGUUUUAAGCUCACAUUCUAACAAGCAUAGUCGCAGUACUAACAAACGAAGACGGCAGCACAGCUCACAUCAUAAACGGCGGCGGAGGAAGAGGCGACCUCGUACACCAGCGCAAUCAAGCCAAAGCUCACACAAUAGUUCAACAGAUGAUGAACGGAAUAACAAUGAAACUGAGAGGAGCAAGAAACCGGAGAUUACGAUCCCGACUGAAGAGGAGUUAAAGAAAAAGUCUCCUAAAGCUUCCCUAUUGCCUAGUCAGCCCAAAACUGCAUUGUCUGAUAGCACAAAUAUCGGUGGAAUUGCAGUUAAUAAAACUUCUCCGAAUUCCAAAGAGCAUGCACCCUCUAGAUCCCCAGAAAGAUUGCACAUUGAUAAAUCCCCGGUCCCGGUGCAAUACAAGAUACAUUCUUUGUCUGUUGAAAAGUCACAAAAGCCCAUCAAGUACAAGACCCCUUCCCCUGUCUCACGUAAAUCUUCCCGCUCUACGAGAUUUGAGUCGCCAGAAAGGACGCCCUUACAAGGGAGAUCACCCACAUAUACACCGGACAGAAAGAGGUCAUCUCAACAUAGGUCAAAGUCAAGAAGUCACUCAAGGUCACGCAGUAGGUCAAAGAGAAGAAGGAGUUACUCUUGGUCACACAGUCCCUCCAGAAGCUACAGCAGGAGUGUUUCCAGGAGUCCAUCCCAGAGGAGGGAGUCCCGAAGUCCAUCCAUCCGACGGAGGAAAGGUUCCCCUAGUCACCUGGACAAACGCAGGAUAACAAGUGCCAGGAAGCGGCCAGUGCCGUACUAUCGGCCCACACCCCCCAGUCCCAGCUCUGACAGUGACGAUUCCUUCUACCACUACCAUCGCUCCAGGACUCCGACUCGACAUAGACAGAGGAGCAGGAGCAGCAGUAUACUGCACUACCGACGACGCAGCUGGAGCAUAGAUAGCGACAAGGGAAUCUGAAUCAAUUUUUCAAUCACGAAGCAUUUUGUCAAUAAAUGUAUUUAUAGUUAUUGGCCCUACAGAUUUUCGCGUUAGAUUUUUUUAAGAGUCAUUGACAAGUGAUAUCAUUUGAUUAUGAUACUUUUUAACUGCUUCAGAACCACAAGACAAAUUUCGAUCAAAAUUACCACCAAAAAAAUCAUCGGUUGAAAACAUUUACAGGAUUGUUUGAAUAAUGGGUUUGGAACCCUAAUUUUCUAAAGGAUUUGAUUGAAGGAGUGGAAGCUGCACUAUACUGCACUACAGCGAUUUUACAUGUAUUAAAUGAACAUUAUAAAGCAAAUUCAUCAUUAAAUCCACAAUAAAAAGUCCAAUUAGAAAAAAAUAAAUGUACGGAAAAUGUUUUUUAAUCUAAUAAAAAACAACAAAACAUCCAUUGGGUGCGAAUUGUACACAGAAAUACAAAAAUAGUUAAAAUACUAUUAAGAACGACAGGGCAACAAGUUGUAAAACUUUUUACAAUAUGUUUGUGAAUUGAAAAGGUUGAUAUUCUGGGCUUUAAGUUUCGGGCCACAUUUAGGAUUUUUACUGUGUUUUCCUUUUUAUUUGUUUGUUUAUUUAUUUUUUGAUUUUUACUUUAUACUGCAUUCAUAUGUAAGGAAAUUAAUCAUAGACCUCUUUUGUUGCACAAUUUCACAUCUUAGUUUUAUGUAGGUAAGCAAUAAAAUGAUUGUACAAUUUUUAUGGAGAAUAUUGAAAUUAAUAGGUUGACAUUUAUGGUUUCCUUAUAUGACUACCGGAUAUUAUUAAAUGUCAACAAUUUUUGAAGACAUGAUGCUAUUUAAAUGAACUUUUACCAAUGUUGUUUACUGAUAUAUAUGUUCAAUAAUUUACUGAUACCAAAGACCUUAGGGUACCAAUGAUUUAGAAUAUAUAUCGCCUUAUAUGGUUAUAUAUUAUAUAUAUUAAAUGGUUAUGUGCAAUAAAGAAAGGGGAUACUGUUACACAAAUAGGUAUCUGUGUCUUAUGGGAGUUCAUAUACGAAAUGAC